Messenger RNA from Ostrea edulis (European flat oyster), 6442 nucleotides. RefSeq names its product oxysterol-binding protein-related protein 6-like. The coding region runs from base 260 to 3109 and encodes 949 amino acids. The transcript is spliced from 24 exons. Gene Ontology annotation, cellular component: plasma membrane; intracellular membrane-bounded organelle; cytosol. Lineage: Eukaryota; Metazoa; Mollusca; Bivalvia; Ostreida; Ostreidae. The record is from RefSeq and is a predicted model, not a curated record. Gene Ontology annotation, molecular function: cholesterol binding.
UCGUAUAUUAUUAAUAAUAAUGAAAAAAAACAAAAACAUCAAAUUAAUCUUACUAUCUGUGUAGUAUUGGGCCUAUUAGUGCGUUGUCCAUUUGUCUUGCCACUACAUGAAGUGAACGUGGUUUCUUGAUUUCAGUUUAUAAGGGAGAUAACCCGUAUCCAUCUCUUGUUAAAGAUGGCUGUGUCACUGUCAAGUACACCGGACGAGUAGGAAAUGGAUUGGAGUUGAAAUUUAGUUGGAGGAUUGAAGUUCAACAUUAAUGAUGUCCACCAAUAUCUCGCCAGUAAAAAGUUUGCCGCUACUCAACCACUCACCAGGAACAUCUCGCAAGAUAUCUCAGAAUAACUCAAAAUAUCAGUUCAGACACAGUGACUCGGAAUCUGAUUCAGAUGGGUCAGAUGACGUAUCGAUUAGCAGCUCCCUGGUGGACAAUAACAAAGUCGCAGCCCCUGACCGUCAAAACAGCGUCCAGAAGUCCACCUCUUCCAGCAAAAAGUCACGUAAAAUUCGUAAGAGUCGACACCAUGACUGGGAAAUUCUAGAGGGGCUGAAAGACGGGGUGCGGUGCGAGGAGAAGCCUGACAAGUUCUGUGGAUUCCUCAUGAAGCGGCGCCGAUGGCCACUCAAGGGGUGGCACAAGAGAUAUUUUCUGGUGGAGAAGGGAAUAGUGUACUACGCCAAAUCUCCAGCUGACAUACAGAAAGGAAAAUAUCAUGGGGUUAUUGAUACAGGACUUUCAGUGGUGUCCUUUAAGAAACCUCACCGGAUUGAUAUUGAUGCUGAAGAUAUUGUGUAUCAUCUUAAAAUGAAAGACAAAAAGAUGUUCGAUGAUUGGCUGAAAGUGUUCCGACACCACAGGUUGUAUCGCCAACAUGAGAUUGCAUAUGGUACCAAGGAGUCACCAAAGCUAACGGGCAUUACCUCCCCUGUUGAGGACUUAACCAGUAUGAAUUUGCCCGAAGCCUUGAAGAGAGAGAGUCAGUUGAUGGGCUCCAAUGAAGUCAUCCCUGUGAUGAGGAAGUCAAGUUUCAAGAAUCAGACGACGUCCCAGGGGCGUGUAGCCACCUGGCUGUUGGAUACUUCGGGGUUUGAACAGUGUAGUAAAGAAAUGAAAAAUACUCAGAAACUCCUUUGUGAUCUCCGAGAGGAUUUAAAUCAAUUGAGAAAUCUUCCACUGUCCUCUAAUCAAGAGAUGAAAGAAAGUGAGAUGUCGGACAAAAAGAAAUUGAAAGCCCAAGCACUGAAGAGCUCUAGGAAAAGAGACAAGAAAAGUGAAAGCUCGGUCAAUUUCGACAGCAGUCCGACUACUGUAACACCCCCGUCACCAUUGGCUGGAGAGGUGCAGAUGAGGAACAGUAACUCAAACCCUAACCUAAUACAGUACGCUCAAGACCACGCCAACCGACCACGGAGUGUGCCAGACCACAUCGCCCUGUCCAACGUGCAUGAAGAACACAUCAAGGAAAUCAAGCUUAGAGAGGACUUCUGUACGAAGGCUGAGCGAGUUCACCAGAAUCUGAAGGCAUUGCUGCACACGAUAACUACAGAGAGAGAAAGGUUAAAGAGUGCAUUAGAAAUAGACAGCGAUCUGGCCAUGCCCUCCAGUGCUGUGGUCAUCAUCAAGCAAAAUCUACAUGAGGCUCUAAGACAGAAUGCAGACCUGAAAGCGAGGCUGAGUAGAAUUCAUGCAGAAUCGUCACUUCCUUCCUAUCCAGACCUCAAGCAGACACCUGCCUCUCCAAUUCUCUCACCUGGAGAAAGUAGGGACCGUCAGGAUCUAACAAAGUCUUCCUCCCUUGACACCUGCUCCAUGUCGGAGUAUUACGAUGCGGAGGAAGAAAACCGUGAAUCUGUGUCCGAGUCCUCCUCAGAGAGAUCUGAUGAAGAGGAUAUUUCUAGUGAGAAUGAUGAUACGGAAUAUAAUGCAGCUCAGAGUGUGUCGGAGGACCAACUGUCUGUGUCGUUUGAAACCGGCCGACGUUCCAAACUUCCUGUUCCUAAGCCGGACUCUGGAGACAUCAGUCUAUGGAACAUCCUGUACAAGAACAUAGGAAAGGACCUCACCAAAAUAUCGAUGCCGGUCACUCUGAACGAACCGCUUAGCAUGCUCCAGAGAUUGUGUGAGGAGAUGGAAUACAGUGAGCUGCUGGACCGGGCCUCCGAGAAUCAGGAUCCCUACCAAAGAAUGAUUUGUAUCGCUGCUUUUGCUGUCAGUGGGUAUGCCAGUUCCGGAUAUCGGGCAGGACACAAACCCUUCAACCCAAUACUGGGAGAAACUUACGAAUUAUUGAGAGACGACAAGGGCUGGAAGUUUGUGGCAGAGCAGGUCAGUCAUCACCCUCCUGUGUCAGCAUGCCACUGUGAAUCCAAGAAUUUCACUCUCUGGCAAGACACAAGAAUAAAAACCAAAUUCUGGGGAAAAUCAAUGGAGUUUCAGCCAGUUGGACAUGUGAAUGUGUACUUACCCAAGUAUAAGGAGCAUUACAUGUGGAACAAAGUGACGACAUGUGUACACAAUCUUCUGGGGGGUCAGCGCUGGGUUGACCAGUAUGGAGAGAUGCAGAUCAGAAACGGAGGCAUCACCUGCAAACUCACAUUUAAAAAGGCCUCUCAGUUUUCCUCAAGGAGACAUGAAGUGUAUGGUCAGAUUCUGAAUCCUGAAGGAAAGGUUGUCCACAAUCUGUUUGGGAAGUGGAAUGAGGCUCUGUACUAUGGCCAUGCCCCGUCGUCCCGCUGUGUGUGGAGGCCAGGUGCCAUGCCAGAUGAUUACGAGUUGUACUAUGGGUUCACAAGGUUUGCAAUAGAACUGAAUGAGCUGAAUAAAGACGAGGCCAGAAUAUUGCCCAUCACAGACACCAGGUUCAGACCAGACCAAAGAUUGCUGGAGGAGGGUGAUAUUAAAGGGUCGGAGGAGGAAAAGAAGAGAGUGGAACAGCUUCAGAGGGACAACAGAAAAUUACGGGAAGAGCAAAAGAUCGCACAUAACCCCCGCUGGUUUAGCAAAGUGGAUGACAGCAAAGGUCAUGAUUGUUAUGAAUUCAACUGUAAAUACUGGGAGAUGAAGAGGGAGCCAGGGUUUGAAAAACUGUCACUGCCCAGACUUUGGUGAUUAAGUGAUCCACAACUGAAAAUCAGACACAUUUGUCACAGGAUAACUGAAUACCGUACUGAUUAUUUCUGGCCAUUAAGUUGUUUAUUUUCUUCUAUGUAUGGAAGUUCUUUUUAUAACACUUUAAUGAACUAGCAUUCAAAUGGCAUUUCAUGUUAAAAAAACAAAUAGGAUUUUUACUGUCCAGAUCUGCAUUUGUUUUAUAUAUUAGCAUAAUGCCUAAAUAAAGAAGGGCUGGAGUGAGCUUUUCUAUUUGAAGUUGUAUCACUGUGUAUCUGUAUAAUGUCUGUUAAUUUUUCAUACAUGUAGCGCCUGCUUCUUUCUUCUCUGUAAUCACUGGACCAUUAUAACAACAAUCACAAAGUGUCCUUGUUUAAAGGGUAUUCACAAAUUAAAUAUACCAAGUGCUACACUUUCCUGGAGGAGAUGAGAAAUUGUGGAAAUUGGGUGGAAUGACAAACAUUUUCUGUCUACAGUUAUCUCCCUUCCCCUGAUAAAAACGUUACAGAUGAGGAGAGUUUGGGAUGGGACUCCUGUGGGGAUUCAAAGUUUCGGGUAAAGAUACAAACAAUGUUGGUUCAGUUUGUCAAGUUUUAUAAAUCAUAGUACCAGGGUGGGGGCACUGGGUGUCAAAGAGCUAGGAACAUUAGUGCCCUAUUUUAGCCCCACAUUUACGAACAAUUCUAAAUUGAUUCUCAGCAACUGAUAUCUAUGUAAUAUGGAACAGAGGACCAUUGGACAAAUUUGGUUUUACAAAAAUGCAUACUCCAGGAGGUACCUGUGUUUGUUUAGUUAUAACAGUCACAGAAUUUCAUCAUAGUAAAAUUCUCAUAAUCAAAAAGUGCCAUUGAUCAACAGUUUUUGGGUCAUUUUAACUGUGUCAACAAGCAAAUAUGAUGACACUUUCAAAUUGUGUUGCUUUUAUCAUUUAAUGUCUCUUUUAAAAUCACAGUUAUGUUGUUGAUGUGGCCACAUCUAAACCAAAGUGAAACAAGCAUCAAGUUUCCUGGUGUACAAAAUUUGGUCAUUCUUCUUGGUAUUAAACACGAAUUAUAUCAACUUUAUAAGAUUCUUGUUGACAAUAAAUUGAACAAUUUACACACAGAAUUUCAUUAUCAAAUAAAGAAUUCUAAUAUUUCUUGCAAAAUCCAUUCCUAUUUGUCCUAUUUCUGUCUAAAUCUGUAAAAAAAAAAAAGAAGAAUCCUCUUCUCAAGAAUAGUAGUGCUGAACUUUGGGAAAUUCUGACAUUUGCAGACAUCCUUUGACGUGUAAAUUUUAGUUUGUUAAAAUUAUGUUCCACCGGUCACAGUGGACGGUACUAUGCUUGUAAGAUUUAUUUCUCUAUAAGAACAUGGUUACUCAAGUGUUAUGGUCCAUAGGUUUCAUGAAAUUGAAUCUAAAAAUCUAUAUGUGUAUAUCAUAUCAAAAGAAAAUCAACACUCAAAGUUGCGAAAUGGCAAUGUGUGACCAUAUCUCUGUAUUGAAUGCUAUCAUUCUGCUCCUGUGUUUUAUACAUAUCAUUUACCCACACAAGUUUACCAGGGUAUAAUAGUUAUAAUUUUAUGUUAUCUUGUGUUUUGUUAUAUCUUUAAUAGGAUUAUGCAUUUGUGAAUUACUUUUAUUUAUACUGAUGUUUUCAUGUGUUUACAUGAUGUUUUGUCACUGCGAUGCAAUUUAGUAUACUGAUGUUUAUGUACAAUGUAUAUUAAAGCAAUGGUUCUGUUAAAGUAUGGAUGAUAUUGAAAGUUAGUUACAUGUUAGACUCUACUGAUAUGAAAAACAAAAUUAUAAGUUGUUAAGAUUGUGCAAUAUACAAAGUAUCUAUUUCAUCAGAAGUAUUUUUAGCACUUUUGUGUUCGUUUUUCUUUUUUUUUAAUUUUAGCUCCUGUUUUGAAACCAUCUGUGAUAUUGAAGAGACUAUUGAAUACUGUGUUAUAUAGAAGAAGUGCUAGAACCUGUCGGUGUACUUAUUUUGCUAAACAUUCCAAAGUUUUUAUCUUGUAUUGUUAACGAGUCGUCUCGGAAACAUGAACUGCUUGUUAUUCAUUAUUGUACAUUUCACUCUAGUUGUGCCCGAAAUGUGGGAUCUUUCUACAUUCAUGACGACAUAACACUGUUUGAAGAAUGAUUCAAAGAUGAUAAUUUUUUUGGUUUAUUAAACUUUUUAAGUGAUACUGAAAUCAUUUACAGCUAGAAAAAAACCCAUUAAUCUGAAUUUUAUAGAGCAGGUUUUAUAUGACAUUAUUUGUCCGCUAGCAGUUUAGUUUCACAGACCAGAUUAAUAUUAUGUCAUGUAUUUGAGCUGCACCAAAGUCUGUAAACUUCAAUAAAAUCAACAACACAUUUUGCCAAAAUAUGAGUUUUUACCUGUGCAAUGUUAAUUAUAGUCCUCACUUUAAUACUCCAAAAGCAUCUUCAUUUGUCAAAUUUAUCAAACGGUAUUUUACAAGUAUGUGGGGUAAAUUUUGGAGUUUUGGUUAGAAUGUUGCUAUUCUUACAGCCUUCAGGGAAAUAAACUACAUGUAAUUUCAAGUUGUAAGAGCUAAAACCACGAAUAGUGAGUAGGUAAUUAAUGGAGAGGGGUAGGUAAUUUCUCAUUGUAAUGUUUAGACUUGUACUGGGUUCUCGGUACUCUGUCUCAGUACUAACAGUAUUUACAGUGCUGGUGGGCGUGUAUGCUAUGGUGCUUAUUUAAUGUGGGGAGAUGUACCAUAAAUGUCUCUUUUGUCCAUUGUAUUGCUAUCUAAGUCAGUCCUCUUCAUGUACGUGGGAGGAAGCUGGCUUUGCAUUUUCUCAAAUUUACCAAAAUUGACCAAAUUACUGUUUGAAAAAAAAAAAGUAUUUGAAACAUACAGAUGAUAAACAAGAGAAAUUGAUUGUCUUCUGACAUCAUGACCUCUCAUUUGAUGAUUUAUAUAUGUUUGUUUUGUGCUGAUGAUUGAUUGCAGAUGAAUGUAGCUGCUUGAUCCAACAUUUUUGCCUCUCAUAAAUUGAAUGAUGUUUUCCUUGUACAUGUAUCAUGUGUAUUUGUGUAAAAUUUCAGAACUAAAUUUUAUGUAAAAUUUGUCUAACUCGAUGGCACAGAUCUGAAUAUGAAGAUUUAUAGUGUAGAAUUUAUUGUGUAGCCAUAAUACAUGUUUAACUUGAUGUUUGAGUGAAUUACCAAUUUAUGGGUUGGAUUGAUUUGGUUAAUGCACCAAUUUCAUAUAUUGGGGUCUGCACAGUACUAUCUAAAUUAAGGCUAGUACAUGCCAAUUUUCUGAACAAUAUUCACUCGGCAUUGCUUGAAUUUUGUUUGGAAAAUGCACUUUUAAUAAAAGUUUUGCAUUAUAA